GCGCUUUUGUGUCUCCUCGUUUCUCAUCUCUCCUUCUCUCCUCUCCUCCUUUAUCCAAUCCCUCCCGUCGGCGGAUCCGCAGUGAUUUGAUCUCGAAGGGGAAGCGGAAAGAUACGAUCUUUGGUGCCAUGGCGGCGGCGGCAGCUUCGUCGGUUCAAAGGGACCUCCUUUCGCAUUGCGGCAUCCGUUCUUCUCGACUUCCGCCUGCGGGCCUGCGCCGCCGAUCUUCUUCUCUUAGAUUGGACGGCGUGUUCCAUAGAGGGAGUCUGGUCGCCGGGUCGCCAAGAGGGAUGCCCUUGAAGGGGCACCUCGGUUCUGGCGGCUCUGCAAAGAUGACUCUUUCUUUCAAGAAGGCCAUGAAAUGGUGGGAGAAGGGGCUCCAACCCAACAUGAAGGAGAUCGAGUCGGCCGAGGAUCUCUCCUGUUCUUUACUGAACGCCGGCGAUCAGCUUGUUGUCGUGGAUUUCUUUUCUCCUGGUUGUGGAGGCUGUAGAGCCCUCCAUCCAAAGAUUUGUCAGAUCGCCGAGUUGAAUCCUGAUGUCUUAUUCUUCCAAAUAAACUACGAGCAACACAAGUCCAUGUGCUACAGUUUGCACGUCCAUGUACUCCCCUUCUUUAGAUUCUACAGAGGAGCGCAAGGCCGCCUCUGUAGCUUCAGCUGCACCAAUGCAACUAUCAAGAAGUUCAAAGAUGCUUUGUCCAAGCACACCACAGACAGGUGUAGCCUUGGGCCAGCCAGGGGGCUGGAGGAGGAAGAACUCUUGGCUUUGGCGGCAAACAGAGAUCUCACCUUUGACUACCCUAAGAAACCUGUUCUGCUCCCUAAAGAAAUUGCAGAGAUAGCUCCGACAACUCUCCCUGUGCCUCUACUCACUCGGGAAACUGAGAACAAGACUCUGGCUAUGGCUGCGAGAUGAGGCUGUUGUAUGCCUAUCUCAUGAUCCAUUACACUCUCCUUGUAAAUAGAUGGUGUUCUUAAAGUUAGGUAUUUGUGCAGGCUGGGUGUUUUUUUUUUUGGUUUCAGAGGCCUGCAGACGUGUGUAUCGAUCGUGUCGACGAUGAGUAAUCCGUAAGGAGGGCUAUUCUUCCUCCGUUGAGAGCCCUUCAAAUGUC
This is a messenger RNA of Zingiber officinale, 1113 nucleotides long. RefSeq names its product thioredoxin-like 1-2, chloroplastic. The record is from RefSeq and is a predicted model, not a curated record. NCBI's taxonomy places the organism in Eukaryota, Viridiplantae, Streptophyta, Magnoliopsida, Zingiberales, Zingiberaceae. The coding region runs from base 129 to 917 and encodes 262 amino acids. The transcript is spliced from 4 exons. Gene Ontology annotation, biological process: cell redox homeostasis.